GGCAGCGGGGGGCCCGGCAGGGAUGGAGGUGGGAAGCAUCACCACCCUCCCCGCCUUGCCCGACGGCGGCGGCGGCAGCGGCGCCUUCCCGCCCGGACACUUCAAGGACCCCAAGCGGCUGUACUGCAAGAAUGGGGGCUUCUUCCUGAGGAUCAACCCGGACGGCAGAGUGGACGGCGUCCGAGAGAACAGCGACCCCCACAUCAAAUUGCUACUUCAGGCAGAAGAGAGAGGAGUUGUGUCAAUCAAAGGUGUAUGUGCAAAUCGUUUCCUUGCUAUGAAUGAAGAUGGCAGAUUGCUUGCACUGAAAUAUGUAACAGAUGAAUGCUUCUUUUUUGAACGCUUGGAAUCUAAUAAUUACAAUACAUAUCGUUCUCGGAAAUACCAUGAUUGGUAUGUUGCACUGAAACGAACUGGGCAGUUCAAACCUGGACCAAAGACUGGACGAGGCCAGAAAGCUAUCCUUUUCCUUCCCAUGUCUGCCAAAUGCUGAUUACAGUGAGAGAGUCUACAAAGUGUGCCACAGCAGUGGUACACCUCCCCCUUCUCACAAGACAGAAUAAUGUGACCAAAUAUUUGUCAGGAUUAACUCCAUUUGCUGACUGAUCUCUGAUUAUUACUAUGGAGAACUGUGUAUACUGCAGAUUUUAAAUUACUUUAUUUCAAGGAGCCAUUGUGCCUUUUAACAUGUGCAUAAGGAUGUGCCUGUCUGUGUUAGAGAAUGUGAUAGGAUAAAGUACCUAUACACAUCUGUUACCAAGUCAAUAUUAUACUUGUUUUCUACUUGAGGAUCCUAGAAUAAUGUUACAAAAUACUUUUGGACAAUUCAGCAUAAAGGAAUUUAAAAUGUGCAGAUCUACAGAAUUGUUUAGCCUUUUAAAUGAAAUAAUAUAUAAUAUCCUUUUAGAAUUUUUGUU
Molecule: messenger RNA, 917 nt
Organism: Gekko japonicus
Lineage: Eukaryota; Metazoa; Chordata; Lepidosauria; Squamata; Gekkonidae
Gene: FGF2
Product: fibroblast growth factor 2 (basic)
Exons: 3
Coding region: 23-493 (156 amino acids)
Biological process (GO): positive regulation of cell population proliferation; positive regulation of gene expression; cell differentiation
Cellular component (GO): cytoplasm
Molecular function (GO): growth factor activity; fibroblast growth factor receptor binding
Source: RefSeq, a predicted model, not a curated record